AUGUCCGGUGUGUCUUAUCUUGUGCUCUUCUUCUCUUUCUCUCAUCUGGUACUUUUUUCUUUGGCUCAGGAAGAAAAUGGUUCCAGCCCCAAAUGUCAAUCGUUCGUCUGUAGAAUUCUCGACCGUAUAGGCUUCCCUUUCUCCAAUGAACCUUUCCCUCAGUGUGGAUUUUUGACAGUGAAGGGCUGCAAAGAACAAGUUCAGAGGAUUCAACUGGAGGAAAAUGGGCCAGAGUUUCAAGUUCUAAGCAUCUCCAAGGAUAAUACGCUUACUCUUAGUCAUCCUGGAAAAUUUAAAAACCCUCAAUUGGGAAGCAAAAGCUGUGUUGAUUACUUGCAAAAUCUCACCAUUCCCAGCUCUAACUUUCUCUCCUUUGAAGUGAAACCCCAAAAUCAAAUCCUUUUCAGCUGUCCCGGAAAGCCUUACACCGUCGGAUUAAAUUUUGCUUCUCUCUGUAAUGGCUCCAGAGACUCAAUUGUCUACUACAAUGGAAUAAAACCUGAUGGAUCAUCAGCUCCUCCGCAAAAUUGCUCACUUAUUCAGUUCCGAAGCAACAAGAAUGGAAAGGGUCUUCACUUCUCGAAUUUGUUCACCGGUUGGUUCCAACUUCAAGUGAAUGUAACCAGUGAAUGUCGUGAAUGUCAUCAUAGAGGAGGCACAUGCCGAUUUGACAACAGUGGAGAAUUUAAAUGUCGGGAUGCUAGGUCAGGGAGGAUUCCCUGGGUUGGGAAUGGAAUUGGAUGUGAGUAUAUAAGUGUGAGAGAAAGUUUUACUCUUCAGGUGAAUGUUAUGCUUGUAUUAAUGCUGGAGGGCUAUGCCAAACUGAUGGCAAGGGAAAGUUUAAAUGUUCUGUGA
This is a messenger RNA of Mangifera indica (mango), 855 nucleotides long. RefSeq lists its product as uncharacterized. The transcript is spliced from 3 exons. Gene Ontology annotation, biological process: phosphorylation. Gene Ontology annotation, molecular function: protein kinase activity. The record is from RefSeq and is a predicted model, not a curated record. The coding region runs from base 1 to 855 and encodes 284 amino acids. Lineage: Eukaryota; Viridiplantae; Streptophyta; Magnoliopsida; Sapindales; Anacardiaceae.